CUCGACCAAUAAAAAUCACGAGUCAAAGGUUAUCGGUGUCCUCCUUUCACGUUUGUAUGCGUUACAGCUGGUUUAGAAAAUUAAGCACGUCUCAAAAUGGGCAAAAUAAACGGUGGUCCCGUUGUGGAAAUGCAGGGAGAUGAAAUGACCAGGGUGAUUUGGGACUUGAUUAAGCAGAAGCUGAUCCUGCCUUUUGUUGAACUUGAGUUGCACACCUAUGACCUUGGCAUUGAGAACCGAGACGCGACAGAUGACCAAGUUACUAUUGAUGCAGCAAAUGCCAUCAAGAAGUAUAAUGUUGGGAUUAAGUGUGCCACAAUCACUCCUGAUGAAAAGAGAGUUGAAGAGUUCAGUCUUAAGAAGAUGUGGAAGUCUCCCAAUGGAACAAUCAGGAAUAUUCUGCGAGGAACCGUGUUCCGUGAGGCCAUCAUCUGUAAAAACAUCCCCAAAUUGGUUCCAGGCUGGACGAAGAGUAUCAUUAUUGGUCGUCACGCAUAUGGGGAUCAGUACAAGGCAACAGACUUUGUAGUUCCUGGAGCGGGUAAACUGGAGAUCAAGUUCACUCCAGACAAUGGUGGUGAGCCAAUGGAAUACACCGUGUUCCAGUAUGAGGGAGAAGGGGGCGUAGCCCUCGCUAUGUACAACACUGAUGAGAGUAUCAAAGAGUUUGCUGUUUGUUCAUUCGAGUAUGCUUUGGGGAAAGGCUGGCCUUUGUACCUAAGCACGAAAAACACCAUUCUGAAGAAGUAUGAUGGUCGAUUUAAAGACCUGUUCGAGGAGAUUUAUGUCCGCGAUUACAAGACGAAGUUUGAGGCGCAGAACAUCUGGUACGAGCAUCGUCUGAUUGAUGACAUGGUGGCAUAUGCAAUGAAGUCUGAGGGUGGAUUUGUUUGGGCUUGCAAGAACUAUGAUGGAGACGUGCAGUCUGAUUCCGUAGCUCAAGGAUUUGGCUCUCUGGGCAUGAUGACAAGCGUGCUUAUCUGCCCUGAUGGUAAGACAAUAGAGUCAGAGGCGGCCCAUGGAACUGUGACCCGACACUACCGCAUGCACCAGCAGGGAAAGGAGACAUCCACCAAUCCAAUAGCUUCCAUCUUUGCGUGGACUCGCGGCCUGGCCCACCGUGCCAAACUGGAUAACAACAAGGAGCUAGGACAGUUUGCUGACAGCCUGGAGGCCGUGUGUAUUGAGACAAUCGAGGCGGGAGGGAUGACCAAGGACCUUGCAAUCUGUAUCAAGGGCAUGGCCAGUGUGACUCGGCCUGACUACUUGAACACGUUUGAGUUUCUGGACAAACUAGCCGAGAACCUUGUUAAGAAGAUGGGACAGAGUUGACUAAAUACUGCCCGUCUAUAAUCAGUACAAAUCGGGACCACCUGCCUACCAGAUAAAAGGCCCUUAGACGUUUAACAAAAUCUUCCUGCGUUUUACUAACCUCCAAUCAAAAAUAUAUAAUAGAAAGCUUUAUUCCACACCAUUGUGAUUUUGGCAUACCCUUGACCAGUUGUGAUGCUUUAAAUGUUUGUCUGUCUGUCUGUUUUCUUUAAGUUUGUAAGCAUUCAGUUAUGCAUUUGUAAUCCAUAUCUGUUUGUUAAUGCGAAAAUCUGUUUUUACGUGAUACAAAUUUAUAUAAAAAUAUAAUUAUAUACUUAUUCAGUAUUUAAAACAUGACUUUUGAUACAUUGUUGUACUACACAAUGGUUUCACUUCAGUCUUUGUUCAUAAAUUAUUGUGUGUGAUAUUUAAGCAUAUUGCAAUUUACAAGUCAGUUUUUCCUUAUUGUUAAAUUUUUCAUGUACCUUUUUCUAAACUAUGUCCUUAUAAAUUUUGAUGUUGUUUUUGGAUUUACACAUCGAGAGAUGAAAGUUGAAAGGUCCCAUCUGCUUCUUUAUUUAAUGCCACUUUGGCCUUUUUUGCUUAAUUCCUUGACAUGCACAUGCAUCACUGUUGAUUCAUUACUUUUAUACUUUCAAUUUUAUCUUUUAUAGUUAUUGAAGUCAUGACUGUGAUUAUUUUAGCACUUUUUAGCACUUCUUGUUCAGGUAGAAUAGACCAUGUUUUCCGUUUAAAUAAUUGUUUACCCUGUUUCCUAUAUUUUAUUCUUGUCUGUUUGUCCUUUUUAAUCUGUACAUUUUGUAUCUUAAUUCUUAUAAACAAAGAAAUCUGACCUACAACUAAGCUAUUUUUAUCAAGGCAAAAAAUCUGUGUUCUAUUUUCGAUAAAAUCUUAACAUUUUUUGGUAUGCGCAUAAACACCUUUCGAUUGUAAACAAAUAAUAUGGUGUCAUCAGCCUCAGGCAUUUUAAAUUCACAUAUUUGUGUUUUGAAUACCUUUUAAUAGGUUCACUGUGGCAUUUUCAAUGUUUUACCAGAUGUUUGCUCAUGCUUCGACUUACAUGACAAGUGAUCUCGCUGUACAACGCAUUCUUCAUAAACAUAACAUGUAAUCCAGUGUUCAAAUGAUAAGAUAAAGAGGGAGUAUGUUUACAUAGAGUGUUUGUAUCUACAAAAUGAAUCCAUGUACGUGGUGUAUGGUAAAAGUAAACAGUUUAGUUAUACAUGCAGAAUUAAAUGUUUUUUUUAAAUAAGAGAUCAGUUCAAUUCUUUUAAAGAAAAGUGUGCAUGUUUGUUAAGGUGGAAUAAUUAGCUUUAUAUUUCAGAAAUACAAAAUGUGUCAUAUAUUUUAUUCAUAUUCAGAUCAUUCUCAUCCAACAGAGCAUUAAUGCUAUGCAUACAUUCGAUUUAUCAUUGUCAACCUCUAAGGAAUGAGAAGGGUUCAGAUAGGUUUGUUUCAUUUUUUAACUGGAAAUAAGAUUGUCAGCUUUUUCUUUUAAAUACUUGAUUCAGAUAAAAAACAAUGAUGUCAGCCAAAUCAUGCUUCAGAAUAACCACAAAAAUUUACCAUUCAGUCUCAUUAAAAAGAAUUACUACCGGUUGCAUGCAUUAUCAUACAAGUUAAAGGUAUUAAAUUUCAAGUUCCUAAACCUUUGAGGGCAAUCCCAGUGUGAGAAGUUUUGCUAUGAAUAUAACAAUGUGUAUGACAGCAUAAUUAUUACCAGCGUAUCCUGUAUUGAAUAUGGUUUUGAAUAAAAUUUGGCAUUUAAAUAAA
Mya arenaria is the source of this 3105-nucleotide messenger RNA. RefSeq names its product isocitrate dehydrogenase [NADP] cytoplasmic-like. Gene Ontology annotation, biological process: isocitrate metabolic process. The record is from RefSeq and is a predicted model, not a curated record. Gene Ontology annotation, cellular component: mitochondrion; peroxisome; cytosol. Gene Ontology annotation, molecular function: isocitrate dehydrogenase (NADP+) activity; NAD binding; magnesium ion binding. Bases 97 to 1332 code for a protein of 411 amino acids. The transcript has 11 exons. Lineage: Eukaryota; Metazoa; Mollusca; Bivalvia; Myida; Myidae.